AUGAGGCUACCAGAGCGGCAGUUUGUUAACUGUUGGCGAACUGGGCAACCAUUAGCGGUCAGUGGGGCUGCCGCCACUGGCGGUCAACAAGACCACUAUCGUUGGCAGCUAGGUGUGCCUCUUUGUCAUGAUGGAAACCAUGUUGUUACUUUGUUUAAGCAUUCUAGAGAUGGUUUCUCAUGGAUCUUAUCUAAUAUCUAUGCGCCUAACAACAAGGUCUCUAGAAGGAAAUUUUGGGCUAAACUUUCUUCCUUUCGGAGUAACCAUCCUAACAUCCCUUGGCUUGUUAUUGAAUAUUUUAAUACUCCCCUCCAGGAGGUUGAGAAUUUUGGAGGGUCUCAGAUACAGAUGGACAGUAAACAGGACCUGGCAGACUUCAUCAAUGAUCAAUGUCUUAUAGAUCUAGACUAUUUUGGAGCUUCCUACACUUGGACUAAUCGCAGGGUUGGGGAUGAGUUGAUACAAGUUAUAUUGGAUCAGGCCCUUAUCUCGAUGGAGUGGUUACAUCUAUAUUAUUGUUCUUUAAAUGUUAUGAUCAGAGUUGGUUUUGACCAUUUUCCUAUUAGCUUUGUGGCUGAAACCAAAGGUGGUAGGAGAAGAAAGUUCCCCUUUAGAUUUGAAAAGAUGUGGGUGUCUCAUCUGAGUUUUCUUAACUGUGUUACGGAGUGGUGGAAUGUUCAAUUUGAUGGUACUGCUCUGUUUCGCAUUGCUAAAAAACUUAGGAUUGUGAAGGAUAAGGUUAGAAAAUGGAACAAGGAGGCCUUUGAUGAUAUUUUCUUGCUGAAAGCUGCUCUUUAG
Messenger RNA from Cryptomeria japonica (Japanese cedar), 798 nucleotides. RefSeq lists its product as uncharacterized. The transcript has 2 exons. The record is from RefSeq and is a predicted model, not a curated record. The coding region runs from base 1 to 798 and encodes 265 amino acids. Lineage: Eukaryota; Viridiplantae; Streptophyta; Pinopsida; Cupressales; Cupressaceae.